This is a messenger RNA of Sphaeramia orbicularis (orbiculate cardinalfish), 2456 nucleotides long. RefSeq names its product kinesin family member 22 (gene kif22). Gene Ontology annotation, cellular component: microtubule associated complex. Gene Ontology annotation, molecular function: ATP binding; DNA binding; microtubule motor activity. Bases 321 to 2204 code for a protein of 627 amino acids. The transcript is spliced from 13 exons. Gene Ontology annotation, biological process: mitotic spindle organization; spindle elongation; DNA repair. NCBI's taxonomy places the organism in Eukaryota, Metazoa, Chordata, Actinopteri, Kurtiformes, Apogonidae. The record is from RefSeq and is a predicted model, not a curated record.
GCUAUUUGUGUCGAUCAUUUAUUUUUAAGACAUUAUUAUAUAGUUAUAUGUGAUAACGUUGAUAACCAUAUUCAACCAGUAGGAUGAGUUUUAGCCAAGCACAAUAUACGUAAAAUGGGCGCCAGUAUUUAGUCGUGAUCUGAUUGGUUAGCUGUGGUUUCCGGUUUCUUCGCUCCUCAUUUGAAAAGUGUUCGGUUAGAAGAUGAGAGGGUCUGAUCGCCAUUGUUAAAAGACGGCGUCCGCAAUGUUGAUAAAGACCAAACUUGGACGAUAACAGCGGUGUUUGUGUUGGAAUUCCACCUAAUCUAUCGAACAUCAACAUGGCUCAGCGUGUGCCAGUAUCAGACGGAGGAAACAAGAAGACGUCCAGGGUUCGGGUGGCUGUUCGUCUAAGACCCUAUAUGAGCAAGCAAGAUGAGAAAGGCGAGGGGCCUUGUGUGCGAGGACUGGACUCCCAGAACUUGGAAAUUAUCAACUGGAGAAACGCCACAGAGACAGUUAAAUACCAUUUUGAUGCUUUUCAUGGGGAACAAACAACACAGCAAGAGGUUUUUCUGUCAUCUGUGAAACCCAUUCUACCACACAUCCUAAAUGGACAAAAUGCCAGUGUCUUUGCCUAUGGACCUACAGGAGCUGGUAAGACUCACACCAUGCUAGGCAGUGCAGAACAGCCGGGUGUAAUCCCCAGAGCUGUUCGUGAAGUGUUUAAAUUGGUCAAAGCAAAGGAUGAGGAUGAAGGAUGGGACUACAGUAUCGGAAUGUCAUAUUUGGAAAUUUACAAUGAGAAGGUGUUAGAUCUUUUAUCACCAAGUUCCCAAGAUCUGCCAAUCAGAGAGGACAAGGACAAAAAUAUCCUUAUUCCUGGCCUCACCCACACAACAAUCUCAUCCUUCUCAGACUUUGACAAACAGUUUGUCCCGGCCAGCCUGAAUCGCACUACUGCCUCGACCAAACUAAACCAGCGCUCCAGUCGCAGUCAUGCUAUCCUCCUCAUAAAGGUUGUACGGACCCAGUGUGUCCUGCCCCACCGACAGCAGACUGGAAAGCUGUAUUUGGUUGAUCUAGCCGGGUCUGAAGACAACCGUCGCACUGGCAACCAGGGCAUCCGUCUGAAGGAGAGCGGUGCCAUUAAUCUGUCACUUUUCACUCUAAGCAAAGUGGUGGACUCUCUUAACUCAGGCACAGCUGUUCGUGUGCCAUACAGAGACAGUAAACUGACACGGCUCUUGCAGGACUCUCUGGGGGGCUCGGCACACUCAGUCAUGAUCACAAAUAUCGCUCCUGAGUACCAAUACUAUUUUGACACCUUUAGUGCACUCAACUUUGCUGCAAAAUCCAAGCUUAUUGUUAACAAGCCCUUCACCCAGGAAACGGUGGCCGUGCCUGCAAUUCAAGUGAAGCGGGCCAGGGAGGACCACAGAGCAGGGAGUUCUGGCUCUGAGCCACAGAAAAAAAGGCAGAAAGAGGACAAGAAAACAGAUCAACACAGUUCCUCACCCUCUACACAUUUUCACAGUUUGUCAGAACCGUCAGUGAUGGACAGACUGAUUGCUCUGGAGAAGCUGAUGAUGAGCUGUCAGGACAAAGAUCGACUUGGCAUGCUCAAAGACGUAGCCCAGUCUCGCAAGGAGAUCCAGGAGCUCAAAGAGAAACAGAAGGAGUUUGAGAGUAAAGCCAUGCUGUUCAGUCAGCUCGCUGGAGAAAAAUCCAGCACCAGUCCCGAGUCCAUGUUUAAGAACAACACAGGUGCUCUGGGGAGGAAACAGUCAACAGCCAUUAAACCAAAAAAGCAGCAGGCUGUGGUCCAGCCCUUACAAGUUUCCCAGCUCCAGCCUCUUCAGCAGCUUGCAAUCGUCAAAAAACAGUCUGUGUGCGUCAAGAAGAAAGAGAAGAAGCUUUCUGAGCAGGUUGAGCCUCCAGAUGGCAAAGAGAACAUAAUGCAGGAUGGUUGGGAGUCCCAACUUGACACAUCAGUGCUUGAACAGUCCAGAAAGAAAAUCCUACAGGUUCUCAACAGUGGCUCUCUCAAAGAGCUCAAAGGCCUGCAGCAGAUCGGUGACAAGAAGGCCAAGCUCAUUCUGGGCUGGAGGGAGAUUCAUGGCGACUUCACAAAGGUGGAAGACCUAACAAAAGUUGAGGGUAUGACAGAAAAAAGGUUUUCUUCCUUUAUGAAGGCAAACAUCCUCAGUGCCAUGGGAAAAUGAAACUGCUUGUAAUUUUGCCGAAUCACAACUUUUGUCUAAUGUAUAUGAAUAUUUACCCCCUUGGCCUGCUUAAGGGGUUAUUGUCGUCAGCAUGUCUGCAAUUUCAACAUUUUUCAGGCUGAGGGGGUCUUGCCAUGCUUUGGUAUUUUAAAACCUUUAUUGUCUUUUUAUCCUUUGUUUUGAUGUUUUUGUAGUUCCACUGUGAUCCAGUUGGUGGCGCACUGUUACUUUUUUUUUUUUUUUAAAUAAACC